Molecule: messenger RNA, 1950 nt
Organism: Phycodurus eques (leafy seadragon)
Lineage: Eukaryota; Metazoa; Chordata; Actinopteri; Syngnathiformes; Syngnathidae
Gene: ssr1
Product: signal sequence receptor, alpha
Exons: 9
Coding region: 92-1003 (303 amino acids)
Cellular component (GO): endoplasmic reticulum; endoplasmic reticulum membrane
Source: RefSeq, a predicted model, not a curated record
GAAGCGGAGUGUCGUAGAAGAAGAAAACCUCUACUGCCUUUGCGCCUGAGUUGCAUUUUGUGAAUGAGAAGGCGCUGAUUUGGUGUCCAAAAUGAUGUCGUUUCUUCCCAAAGUGCUUCUCGUGGUGCUGUUGGCUUUCCCGGCGUACGUCGUCUUCACAGGGCGGCCGGUGGGCGCCGAGGAUCUGACGGAGGACGAGGAGGCGACUGAGACGGAGGAAGACGUCGUGGAUGACGUGACGGAGGAAGACGUCGUGGACGACGUGACGGCUGACGACGAAGACGACGAAGCCGAAGUGGAAGACGACGAGCGCACGGAAAUCACUGAAGGAAAGGAGGACGACGAGGAUGAGGAGACGUCGGUCGGCGAGGUGAAGGCGUCUCCUAACGCGGACACCGCCAUCCUGUUCGUCAAAGGAGAAGACUUCCCGGCCAACGACAUCGUCAAGUUCCUGCUGGGCUUCACCAACAAAGGUUCCGAGGACUUCAUGGUGGACUCGCUGGACGCUUCGUUCCGAUACCCGCAGGACUAUCAGUUCUACAUCCAGAACUUCACGGCGCUGCAGCUCGGCACGGCAGUGCCGCCCGGGCGCCAGGCCACCUUCGAGUACUCCUUCAUCCCGGCCGAGCCCAUGGGGGGGCGCCCUUUCGGCCUGGUCAUCAACCUCAACUACAAGGACGCCGACGGGAACGUCUUCCAGGACGCCGUCUUCAACCAGACGGUCACCGUCACUGAGAGGGAGGACGGACUCGACGGGGAGACCAUCUUCAUGUACGUCUUCCUGUCCGGCCUCGGCCUGCUCUUCGUCGUCGGCCUCCAUCAGCUGCUCGAGUCCAGAAAGAGGCGUCGUCCAGCCCCGAAAGUGGAAAUGGGAACUUCGAGUCACAGCGAUGUCGAUCUCAGCUGGAUCCCGCAAGAAACUCUCAACCAGAUCAACAAAGCGUCGCCCAGGAGGUCUCCACGCAAACGGAACCAGAAGCGCUCGGCGGGUUCUGACGAGUGACGGCACGAGGAUGACUGCCCAGGACGACAACUGCCAGUGCCAAUUUGAUGGACUUUUUAUUUUUAUUUUUUCCUCCCCUCCCAAGAAAAACUUUUUCACGCGCUGAACUCUCUUCUCACAGAUUGAACAGGGCGCUUGUGUUGACACUGAUGAUGAUUUUGAUUGUAAUGACAUUGAACUGCUGAUGCCGAUGUAGUGAGGAGCUGAAAGUAGGCUUGCAAAAUUCUGGAAGUUUUCCAUGGCAAUUACUUAAUGGGAGUUUAGGGGAAUAAACCAGAAAAUUACAUAACUGAAACAGGGGAACUUGAGUAUAGUUAAGGAAAAUGUUUUAGCAUAAUCCUGACUUAAACAACCAGAUUUCAUGCACGUACAGUAGCACCUUGACUCCAGUCAAGUUAAAAAAAAAAAAAAAAAAAGUUGGUGUCAUUAUGAUAAAACAAAACUGUUAUAGUUAUGAUUGAAUACAUUAGCUUUCCUUUAAAUAGCCUCAAUUAACAUGAAUUCCCAUGGAAAAGUUCCCAUUUGCAAUAUUUCCAAAAUUCCUCCAGUUUAAAUGAGUGAAAAUUUACUGGAAGUGUCCAGCUCUCCACUAAAGUGUCAAUCAAAAGCAAAAAAGUUUUCGUUGUGGGUCAUGUUUGUGUGACGCACUGACGACUCGAAACAAGUUGAAGCUGUCGCAUUUGUUUACUGUCGCGCAAAGGAGCAAAAUGUCAGCUAAUUUAUUGGUGACAUUUUUUUGUGGGCGUUUGUUAGUUUUACCACUAGGGGCCGGCGCACUGGGGAGAUUCAUGUGUUUCGUGGCGAAUGAGUGCAGAAUUGAACUUUGACCUUUGUUUAAGGGCUACGGUUAUUGAUUUUUGCUUUUUAAUGUUCUCCAAAUCAACUUUUAUUUGCACUUGUGCGUUGCUUCAUUAGUUGUGUGAAUUAUUACAGUUAAGUUUUGCCAA